Molecule: messenger RNA, 2577 nt
Organism: Vicia villosa (hairy vetch)
Lineage: Eukaryota; Viridiplantae; Streptophyta; Magnoliopsida; Fabales; Fabaceae
Exons: 3
Coding region: 235-2577 (780 amino acids)
Source: RefSeq, a predicted model, not a curated record
CGCAUUUACUUCAUCUUCUCUGUUUCCGAACGUUACCCAUUUCAAACCUACAUAUUUAUCUUCUUCUUCCUUUAACCAAAAUACCCAUUCAUCUCAACUUCCUCACAACCCCAUUCAUCUCAAAUCUCAUUCAUCUCAACCAACAACACCAUAAUUUGAAGAAGACAAAAUCUUGGAAGAAAGAUCUUAUAAUUUGAAGGGAAUCUUCAGGCUAUAGGUUAUCUUCAAUUAAGUAUGGAACAUUACCAAUUCUAUCGUAGUUGGAUGUAUGAUAGAAUGUUUCCUGGACGACGUGGGCUUAAACCACUUUUUAUGGAAGGAGUUGCCGCGUUUCUCUCGUAUGCGUUUGCUCAAGAAUGUUGUCGCAGGGAAGGAGGGGUAAGGUGUCCGUGUUUAAAGUGUGGUUGCAGAAAUAUUAUUAGUGACCCUAGUGAAGUGAAGCGUCACUUGGAGAGAGUGGGUUUUAGGCCAAAUUACUGGGUUUGGACAUCUAAUGGGGAAACAAUGCAGGAGAUGAAUAGAGAGGCUUCUAGCAGUCAAACACAUAUAGAACCAGAUAUAAAUAGAGUUGAUCCAGGGAGUAGUUCAUCACAUAUGCAGUGCCAGGAGCAAUUUAAUCUCGUCGAGGAGAUGUUCACUGACGCAUUAGGGGUGAAUGUGGCGUAUGAUGAACCACAAGACUUAGAUGGAGAAGAACUCCCGAAUGAGAAAGCUCAAAGGUUUUAUCAGCUGUUGAAAGAAAUAAAUAUACCAUUGUUUGAGGGGUCUUCUGACUCUAAGCUAUCAAUGUGUGUGAGACUUUUGGCUGCGAAAUCAAAUUGGAAUGUUCCUGAUCAGUGUUUAGAAUUCUUUGCGAGAUUGAUGUUGGACGCGACUCCUGUGAAAGAAAACAUGCCUACAAGUUAUUAUGAUGCAAAAAGGGUGGUGUCGAAGUUGGGAUUAGAAGUUAAAAAGAUUGAUUGUUGCAUUAGAGGUUGCAUGUUGUUUUAUGACAACGAGUUUGGUACAAAUGAUGGGGAAUUGGAGGAAUGUAAGUUUUGCGAGAGUCCGAGGUAUUUAGUUAGCAGUAAAGGAGUUGACCAAAGGCAAAAUCGCGUUGCAGCGAAAUCUAUGUUCUAUCUACCAAUAAUACCUAGGUUGCAAAGAAUGUUUGCAUCAAUGCACAGUGCAAGCCAAAUGGCAUGGCACCAUACAAACAGAAUUAGUUCAGGCAUGAUGCGACAUCCAUCUGAUGGCGAGGCAUGGAAACACUUUGAUAGAGUUCAUCCUGAGUUUGCACUUGAACCUAGGAAUGUCCGACUUGUAUUAUGCUCAGAUGGUUUCACUCCUUAUAAUUUUUCAGGAAAUGCAUAUUCUUGUUGGCCAGUUAUUGUUACCCCGUACAAUCUCCCUCCUGAGAUGUGUAUGACGAAACCUUACAUGUUUUUGACAUGCAUCAUUCCGGGACCGUCGAGUCCAAAGGCUGGAAUCGAUGUUUAUUUGCAACCUUUAAUUGAUGAUCUCAAGAGGCUGUGGGUGGGAGCGUGGACUUAUGAUGUGUCUCGUAAACAAAAUUUUAAUAUGCGAGCGGCUUUGAUGUGGACAAUUAAUGACUUUCCUGCAUAUGGCAUGUUGUCUGGAUGGGGUACACAUGGUAAAAUGGGAUGUCCGCAUUGCAUGAAUCACACAAAAGCGUUUACUUUGGACUUUGGUGGGAAAAGUUCGUGGUUUGACUGUCAUCGUAGGUUCUUACCUACCAACCAUGAAUUUAGAAGGAAUAAAGAUGCUUUUAGAAAAGGAAUAAAAGUAAAAGAUCUACCUCCCCCUCGAUUGUCAUCGACUCAAGUAUGGAAUAAUGUUUGUGACCUACCAAAAUUCACAGACUAUGGUGAAGCACGUAGAAUUAAAGGAUAUGGGGUUGACCACAAUUGGACAAAAAGAAGUAUCUUUUGGGACCUCCCAUAUUGGAAGGAUAAUUUAUUGCGUCAUAAUCUUGAUGUUAUGCAUAUUGAGAAGAACUUUUUUGAUAAUGUGCUUAACACGGUGAUGGAUAAUGAGAAGACAAAAGACAAUGAGAAGGCUAGGAAAGACAUGGAACUUUAUUGUAAUCGAAAAGAAUUGGAGUUGAAACCUCGACCAAACGGAAAAUUAUUAAAACCCAAGGCUUGUUACGCUCUUACUCCCCAAGAAGCAAAAGUUGUAUGUCGGUGGUUAAAUGAAUUGAGGAUGCCUGAUGGUUAUUCUUCUAACCUGGCAAGAUGUGCUGACGCCAACACUGGGAAAUUGCAUGGAAUGAAAAGUCACGAUUGUCAUAUUUUCAUGGAACGAUUACUUCCAAUUGCAUUCAGUUCACUGCCCAAGAAUGUGCUUAAUCCACUUACUGAGAUCAGUCAAUUUUUUAGAGACAUUUGUGCUUCAACUUUAAGAGUAGACGACAUCAUUAAAUUGGACCGAAAUAUUCCUGUCAUUCUUUGCAAGUUGGAGCAAAUAUUCCCGCCAGGUUUCUUUGAUUCUAUGGAGCAUCUCCCUGUGCAUCUUGCUUAUGAAGCUUUUCUAGGUGGACCUGUUCAAUAUAGAUGGAUGUAUCCAUUUGAAUGA